UGAGCGCAGGCGCACUCGGCUCUUUCUUUCUCAUUCCGGUUAGCUCUACCAGCAGCAAUCCAAGCUCCGUUGGAGCCGGGAUUGCCAUGUAUUGCGCAUGCGUCCGAAGUAUGCUCCCUAAGCAAGAUGGCGGCGGAGAGGCUGCUGAGGGACUUGCAGUGAGGGAAGGAAGGGGGCGGUGACGGCAGCAGGUAGAACUGCGGGGAGGGCAAAGGCCGGCGAAGGUCUGGUACCGACUGAAGCAAGGAUCGUGCUCAGCAGCGAGGAUUCCUCGAUCGCUGUACUCCUCGGGAAUGCGGGCUCAAGGUGGUGGGACGAGAGGUACUAGUCCCCCUCUUGCCUGCUGUCGCCCCCGCUUGUAAGCAGUGUCCCCUAGGGCCUGCCCGGCGCCCCGGAUGUGUGGGCGGUCAUCUCCUGGUUCCUUGGUGGGGCCGAGUCCCCCGAGCACCGGCCGCGACGGAGGCGGCGGCAGACUUCGGGGAGCUGCGGAGGCUGCGGCGCUGUUGGGUGUGGAGCGCGACGAGGUGGGCAGAUAUCACAUUGUAUGGAGGCAGAGGGAAUCUAACUUUUAUUCUUCAGGUCCUGGGUUAGCCCAGAAUGGCUGCAGUGUCAUAUGAUCAGUUGUUAAAACAAGUAGAGGCAUUAAAAAUGGAGAACUCAAAUCUUCGACAAGAACUGGAAGAUAAUUCAAAUCAUCUUACAAAACUGGAAACUGAAGCAUCUAAUAUGAAGGAGGUAUUGAAGCAAUUGCAAGGAAGUAUUGAAGAUGAGGCAAUGGCUUCAUCUGGUCAGAUUGAUUUGCUGGAACGUCUUAAAGAACUGAAUUUGGAUAGCAAUAACUUCCCCGGCGUGAAGCUAAGGCCAAAGAUAUCCAUGCGUUCAUAUGGAAGCAGAGAAGGAUCAGUUUCUAGUCGAUCAGGUGAAUGCAGCCCUGUUCCCAUGGGAUCAUUUCCCAGAAAAGGUUUUAUGAACGGAAGUAGAGAAAGCACUGGUUAUCUAGAAGAACUAGAAAAAGAAAGAUCUCUCUUGCUUGCUGAGCUUGAAAAGGAAGAAAAGGAAAAAGACUGGUAUUAUGCUCAGCUUCAGAAUUUGACUAAAAGGAUAGAUAGUCUUCCUCUUACUGAAAAUUUUUCAUUGCAGACUGACAUGACUAGAAGGCAAUUGGAGUAUGAGGCAAGACAGAUCAGAGCUGCCAUGGAGGAACAACUAGGUACAUGUCAGGACAUGGAGAAGAGAGCACAGGUGAGAGUGGCUAGAAUUCAACAAAUUGAGAAAGAUAUUCUACGUAUAAGACAACUGUUGCAAUCCCAAGUUGCUGAGACAGAGCAGAGAGCAGCUCCAAGCAAGCAUGGUGCAAGUUCACAUGAAGCUGAGAGGCAAAAUGAAUGUCAAGGAGCAGCUGAAAUCAUUGUGGCAACUGCUGGCAGUAGCCAGGGUUCAGCUGCUCGGAUGGACCAUGAAACAUCCAGUGUUAUGAGUUCUAAUAGUAAUUACUCUGUUCCUCGGAGACUGACAAGUCACUUGGGUACCAAGGUUGAAAUGGUGUAUUCACUGCUGUCAAUGUUGGGUACUCAUGAUAAAGAUGAUAUGUCACGAACAUUGCUAGCCAUGUCUAGCUCCCAGGAUAGCUGCAUAGCUAUGCGCCAAUCUGGAUGUCUUCCUCUUCUCAUUCAACUUUUGCAUGGCAAUGAUAAAGACUCUGUGUUGUUGGGAAACUCACGUGGAAGUAAGGAAGCCCGUGCCAGAGCCAGCGCAGCACUACAUAAUAUCAUUCAUUCCCAGCCUGAUGAUAAGCGAGGCAGACGAGAAAUACGUGUCCUCCAUCUUCUAGAACAAAUCCGAGCUUACUGUGAAACUUGCUGGGAAUGGCAGGAAGCACACGAUCAGGGCAUGGACCAGGACAAAAAUCCAAUGCCAGCUCCAGUGGACCAUCAGAUCUGUCCUGCGGUAUGUGUUUUAAUGAAGCUUUCAUUUGAUGAAGAGCAUAGGCAUGCAAUGAAUGAACUUGGGGGUUUACAAGCCAUUGCAGAAUUGCUACAGGUAGAUUGUGAAAUGUAUGGGCUUACUAAUGACCAUUAUAGUGUCACAUUAAGACGAUAUGCUGGAAUGGCUCUGACAAAUUUAACUUUUGGAGAUGUAGCCAAUAAGGCUACUUUGUGUUCUAUGAAAGGUUGCAUGAGAGCUUUAGUAGCACAGUUAAAAUCUGAAAGUGAAGAUUUGCAGCAGGUUAUUGCAAGUGUUUUAAGAAAUUUGUCUUGGCGGGCAGAUGUGAACAGUAAGAAGACACUACGAGAGGUUGGGAGUGUGAAAGCAUUGAUGGAGUGUGCUUUGGAAGUUAAAAAGGAAUCUACGCUAAAAAGUGUAUUGAGUGCCUUAUGGAACUUAUCAGCACAUUGCACUGAGAAUAAAGCUGAUAUAUGUGCCGUGGAUGGUGCUCUUGCCUUUUUGGUUGGCACACUGACUUACCGAAGCCAAACAAAUACUUUAGCCAUCAUUGAAAGUGGAGGGGGAAUUCUUCGUAAUGUGUCUAGCUUGAUUGCUACAAAUGAGGACCACAGGCAAAUAUUGAGAGAGAAUACCUGCUUGCAAACCCUCUUACAUCAUUUGAAGUCUCACAGUUUGACAAUUGUCAGUAAUGCAUGUGGAACAUUGUGGAACUUGUCUGCACGGAAUGCAAAGGACCAGGAAGCAUUAUGGGACUUGGGAGCAGUUAGUAUGCUAAAAAAUCUCAUACAUUCGAAGCACAAAAUGAUAGCCAUGGGGAGUGCUGCAGCUCUAAGGAAUUUAAUGGCAAACAGACCUGCAAAAUAUAAAGAUGCUAAUAUUAUGUCUCCAGGUUCAAGCUUACCAUCUCUUCAUGUCAGGAAGCAAAAAGCACUGGAAGCAGAAUUAGAUGCUCAACAAUUAUCUGAGACUUUUGACAACAUUGAUAACUUAAGUCCCAAAACAUCUCACCGCAAUAAGCAAAGACAUAAACAGAAUCUUUACAGUGAAUAUGUUUUGGAUGGUAAUCGCCACGAAGAUGGAGUUUGCAGGUCAGAGAAUUUUAGCAGUGGUAAUGUGACUGUACUUUCACCAUAUUUAAAUACUACAGUGUUGCCUGGCUCCUCAUCCUCAAGCAGAGGAAAUACAGAGAGUUCUCGUUCUGAGAAAGACCGGAGUUUAGAUAGAGACCGUGCAGUGGGAUUAAACAGCUAUCACUCCUCAGCAGAAAAUUCUGGCAGCUCUUCUAAACGAAUAGGAAUGCAAAUUUCUACUGCUGCUGCUCAGAUUUCAAAAGUAAUGGAGGAAGCAACAAAUAUUCAUAUUUCACAAGAAGAAAGAAGCAAUGGAUCUGUAACAGAAAUUCACUGUUUGUCAGAAGACAGGAAUGCUUUAAGAAGAACUUCUACUGCUCAUUCUCACACAAAUAGUUACAACUUUCCAAAAUCUGAGAACAGGACAUGUUCUCUACCAUACUCAAAAGUAGAGUAUAAAAGAGCUUCUAAUGAUAGCUUAAACAGUGUCAGUAGCAGUGAUGGGUAUGGUAAAAGAGGACAAAUGAAGCCUAUAGAAUCUUAUUCUGAAGACGAAGAAAGUAAAUUUUGCAGUUAUGGACAGUAUCCUGCUGAUUUAGCUCAUAAAAUACACAGUGCUAAUCAUAUGGAUGACAAUGAUGGAGAAUUGGAUACUCCAAUAAACUAUAGUCUGAAAUAUUCUGAUGAACAAUUGAAUUCUGGAAGGCAGAGCCCAUCCCAGAAUGAAAGAUGGGCAAGACCUAAGCAUGUAAUAGAAGAAGAAAUAAAGCAGAAUGAGCAAAGGCAAUCCAGAAGUCAAAGUGGAGCUUAUCCUGUAUAUCCUGAGAGUGGUGAUAAUAAACACCUGAGUUACCAGUCAGCUUUUGGACAGCCAGAAUGUGUAUCUACUUUCAGAUCACGAGAAUCCAGCAAUUCAGAACAAAACAGAGUAGGAUGUAAUCAUGGAAUAAAUCCCAAAGUGAAUCAGUCCUUGUGUCAGGUCGAUGAUUAUGAGACUGAUAAGCCUACUAAUUAUAGUGAGCAUUACUCUGAAGAGGAACAGCAUGAGGAAGAAGAUCAUCCAACUAAUUAUAGCAUAAAAUAUAAUGAAGAGGAGCACCAUGUGGAUCAGCCAAUUGAUUACAGUCUUAGAUAUUCAACAGAUGUUCCUCCUGCACAGAAACCAUCUUUUUCAUUUUCAAAAACUCCAUCAGUGCAGAGUAAUAAAACUGAUCAUAUUUCAUCAAGCAGUGGAAAUACAUCAUCUUCUGCUGGGUCAAAAAAGCAUAAUCAGCUUCAUCCAAAUUCUGCUCAGAAUAGGGCAAGUCAUACUCAGAAGCCUACAUCCUGCAAAGCACCUUCCAUUAACCAGGAAACAAUACAAACUUACUGUGUAGAAGAUACACCAAUAUGUUUUUCGAGAUGUAGCUCUCUAUCAUCUUUAUCAUCAGCUGAAGAUGAAACAGGACGCGACCAUUCCACACGUGUAACGGAUACUGAUAACUUUCUGAAGAUAGUGGGAAUGAAAGAAAACAGUGGGAGUCUGUCAACAGCAGUUACGACUAAUGAAACCUCAUUAGCUUCCCAGCACCUUAGAACAAAACCAAAUAGACUUCAGACUUCUACUAUAUCUCCUUCUGAUUCAGCAAGACAUAAAGUUGUUGAGUUUUCUUCAGGUGCCAAAUCUCCUUCAAAAAGUGGUGCUCAGACUCCCAAGAGCCCACCAGAACAUUAUGUACAGGAGACUCCACUCAUGUUUAGCAGAUGUACCUCUGUGAGUUCCUUGGAUAGUUUUGAGAGCCGUUCAAUUGCUAGCUCUGUUCAAAGUGAGCCAUGUAGUGGGAUGAUAAGUGGUAUAAUAAGCCCAAGUGAUCUUCCAGAUAGUCCUGGGCAAACAAUGCCACCCAGCAGAAGUAAAACUCCACCCCCUACACAAGUGACCCAAGUAAAGAGAGAAGCAGCCAAAACAAAAGUAUCAAACGCUGAAAAGAGAGAAUCUGGACCAAGACAAACAGCUGUAAAUACAGCUAUUCAGCGGGUGCAGGUAUUGCAAGACGCUGACACUUUGUUACACUUUGCAACAGAAAGUACACCAGAUGGGUUUUCUUGCUCAUCAAGCCUAAGUGCUUUGAGUCUUGAUGAACCAUUUAUACAGAAAGAUGUAGAAUUGAGAAUAAUGCCUCCUGUGCAUGAAAAUGAUCAUGUGAAUGAAGCAGAACUUGAACAGUCAAAUGAUACAAAGGAUAAACUAGAGAAAAAUACAAAAGAACCCACUGAAAUAGAGAAAGAUAUACUAGAUGAUUCAGAUGAAGAUGAUAUUGAAAUAUUGGAGGAGUGUAUUAUUUCUGCUAUGCCAACAAAAUCUUCACGUAAAGUCAAAAAGCCUUCCCAGGUAACCGCUUCUAAAAUACCUCCACCUGUAGCCAGAAAACCAAGCCAUCUGCCUGUAUAUAAACUACUUCCUUCUCAAAGCAGAUUACAUUCCCAAAAGCAUGUUACGUUUACGCCUGGUGAUGACAUGCCACAUGUUUACUGUGUUGAGGGAACACCAAUAAAUUUUUCAACAGCUACAUCUCUGAGUGAUCUAACAAUAGAAUCACCUCCAAAUGAACUGGCCAGUACAGGGAUUGCUGUUUCAGGAGUGGAAUCAGCUGAAAUUGAAAAGAGAGAUACAAUUCCCACAGAAGGAAGAAAUACAGAAGAUGCUCAAAGGGGAAAAAGUGGAUCUACUGUUGGAUUGAAUGAUGACAAAACAGAAGAAGGUGAUGACAUCCUUGCGGAAUGUAUUAAUUCUGCUAUGCCGAAAGGGAAAAGUCACAAACCUUUCAGAGUGAAAAAGAUAAUGGAUCAGAUCCAGCUAGCAUCUACAUCUUCCUCAAUAAAUACUAAAAAUCAACUAGAAAUAGAGAAAAAGAAACCAACAUCACCAGUAAAGCCUAUGCCACAAAGCAAUGAGUACAGAACACGCUUAAGAAAAAAUGUGGAGUCAAAAAAUAAUUUUAGUAGUGAAAGAACUUAUAAUGAGAGUAAAGAGACAAAGAAACAAAGUCUUGAAAAUAAUUCAAAAGAUUUUAAUGAUAAACCUCCAAAUAACGACGAGCGUACAAGAGGAAGCUUUGCAUUUGAUUCUCCUCACCACUAUACUCCAAUUGAAGGAACACCGUAUUGUUUUUCUCGAAAUGACUCUUUGAGUUCCUUGGAAUUUGAUGAUGAUGUGGAUCUUUCGAGAGAAAAGGCAGAACUGAGAAAGGAGAAAGACAAUGAAAUUGAAGCCAGCUCUAAUACAGAAUAUAUUUCAAAUCAACAAUCAGUCAGUGGAACACAAGCUUGCCAAAAGCACUCUUCAUCAGGAAGAAAUCAACCCAAAAUUUUGGGGCAAAACCAGACCUCUUUUUGUUCAUCAGCCAAAGACAUUACAGCUACAGAUGAAAAAACACAAAAUUUUGCAAUAGAAAAUACACCUGUUUGUUUCUCUCGUAAUUCCUCUCUGAGUUCUCUCAGUGAUAUUGAUCAGGAAAACAACAAUGACAAAGGAAGUGAACCUAUAGAACAAAUAGAAUCACCUGAUAAACACAUUGAAUCAACUAGAGCACAAGUUUCUGGAUAUGCUCCUAAAUCAUUUCAUGUAGAAGAUACACCUGUAUGUUUUUCAAGGAACAGUUCCCUCAGUUCUCUUAGUAUUGAUUCAGAAGAUGACCUUUUGCAGGAAUGUAUUAGUUCAGCCAUGCCUAAAAAGAAAAAGCCUUCAAGAUCAAAGGGGGAUAGUGAAAAAAUUAGUUCUAGAAACAUAGGUAUUUUAGCAGAAGACCUCACAUUAGAUUUGAAAGAUAUACAAAGGCCUGAUUCAGAGAAUGGUUUCUCCCCAGAUUCAGAGAACUUUGACUGGAAAGCUAUUCAGGAAGGUGCAAAUUCUAUAGUUAGCAGCUUACAUCAAGCUGCAGCAGCAGCAUCACUAUCUAGACAAGCUUCAUCAGAUUCAGAUUCAAUCCUUUCAUUGAAAUCAGGAAUUUCCUUAGGAUCACCAUUUCAUCUUACACCAGAUCAAGAAGAAAAACCUUUUACUACUAAUAAGGGUCCAAGAAUUAUUAAACCAGGAGAAAAGAGUACAUUGGAAAAUAAGAAAAUUGAGUCUGAAAAUAAAGGAAUUAAAGGAGGAAAGAAAGUCUAUAAAAGCAUGAUUACAGGUAAAACUCGAUCUAAUUCUGAACUUACAAGUCACUUGAAACAGCCCUUGCAAACAAAUAUGCCCUCCAUUUCCCGAGGUAGGACAAUGAUUCAUAUUCCUGGAGUUCGAAAUAGUUCUUCAAGUACAAGUCCAGUUUCUAAAAAAGGACCACAACUAAAGAAUGCAGCAUCCAAAAGUCCUAAUGAAAGCCAGUGUUCUACUAGCUCUCCCAGAGUUACCAAACCUUCUGUGAAAUCUGACCCAAGCCCUAUAUCCAGACAGCCAUCUCAACAGGGUAGCUCAAGUAAAGGGCCUUCUAGGUCAGGUUCUAGAGAUUCUACACCUUCUAGACCACAACAACAACCAUUAAGUAGGCCUCUGCAGUCCCCUGGCAGAAACUCAAUUUCACCAGGUAGAAAUGGCAUAAGUCCUCCCAAUAAGCUCUCCCAGCUGCCAAGAACAGCAUCACCAAGUACAGCUUCCAACAAAUCUUCAGGUUCAGGAAGAAUGGCAUAUACAUCACCAGGUAGACAAAUGAAUCAGCAAACUGUAGCAAAACAAACAGGAUUGCCUAAAAGUACUAGUGGAAUUCCUAGAAGUGAAUCUGCCUCAAAAGGAUUAAAUCAAAUUUCUGGUAUCAGUGGAUCAAAUAAAAAGACUGAGUUAUCUAGAAUGUCAUCAGCCAAAUCAAGUGGGAGUGAAUCUGACCGGUCAGAGAGACCUGUUUUAGUACGUCAGUCAACUUUUAUUAAAGAAACCCCAAGUCCUACUCUAAGAAGGAAAUUGGAAGAGUCUGUCUCAUUUGAAUCUUUGUCACCUUCUAGACCAGACUCUCCAACCCAGUCCCAAACACAAACUCCAGUUUUAAGUCCAUCACUUCCUGACAUGUCUUUGUCUGCUCACUCAGCCAUCCAAGCCAGUGGUUGGAGAAAGUUACCUCCUAACUUGAGUCCCUCUUUAGAAUACAAUGAUGGGAGGCCAACAAAACGGCAUGACAUAACUCGAUCUCAUUCUGAGAGUCCAUCCAGAUUGCCAAUUAACAGAUCAGGGACAUGGAAGCGUGAGCACAGUAAACAUUCUUCAUCACUUCCUCGUGUAAGUACUUGGCGAAGGACAGGAAGUUCUUCCUCAAUUCUUUCAGCUUCUUCAGAAUCCAGUGAAAAGGCAAAAAGUGAAGAUGAAAAACAACAUGUAACUUCUUUUUCUGGACUCAAACAAGGUAAAGAAAAUCAAGCACCAACAAAAGGGACUUGGAGAAAGAUAAAGGAAAAUGAAAUUCCUCAAAUAAUGACAAGUCCUCCUCAGAAUAUCUCAUCAGGUCCUACCAAUGGUGCUGAUUCAAAAACUCUAAUUUACCAGAUGGCCCCUGCAGUCUCUAAAACAGAGGAUGUAUGGGUGAGGAUUGAGGACUGUCCUAUUAAUAAUCCAAGAUCUGGAAAAUCUCCAACGGGAAACACUCCCCCCAUUAUUGAGAGUGGUUCAGAGAAAAGCAGUAUAAAUAGCAAAGAUUCAAAAGAUCUUCAUGGAAAACAAAAUACCGGAAAUGGAAAUGUCCCUGUUCGCACCAUGGGUUUAGAAACCCGAUUGAAUUCAUUUGUUCAAGUUGAUGGUCCAGACAAGAAAGGAACUGAAACAAAAAUUGUUCUAAGCAAUUCUACAGCUGCCCCAGAGACUAGUGAAAACACUCUGAACGAGCGCACCCCAUUUAGUUCCAGCAGUUCAAGUAAACACAGUUCACCCAGUGGUGCUGUUGCAGCACGUGUGACGCCUUUUAACUAUAAUCCAAGCCCCAGAAAAAGUAGUGUGGAUAACAGUUCUGUUCGGCCAUCACAGAUACCAACACCAGUAAAUAACAGUACAAAAAAACGAGAUUCAAAGACUGAAAGUACAGAUUCGAGUGGUGCGCAAAGCCCUAAGCGCCAUUCGGGGUCUUAUCUGGUGACUUCUGUUUAAUGAAAAAUUAAUGAUGUAUUGAUACAUGUGGAUUUUUGAAAAAUAAAACAACAAAAUUGUGGUUACCCCCCCCUCUUUUUUUUGUAAAUAGUUUGAUUCUUGUAGAGGGUCCUUGUUCUGGAAGCCAUAUAUGAUAUUCUUUGUCUUCACUAAUAAUAUUUGAGGGAAUCCCAAUUGAUAAUUUAGCAAUAAAAUUGCUAAAAUAAUUAUAUUUGUACAGUAUAUUUUACAUAUAUUUAAUUAACAUCCCAUAACUUUAUAAUUGUUUUGAUGGGUUGGGGGAAUUUAGAAAGAUGAAAAACAGAUUAAAAUAAAUAAUUCUAUUAAUAUAUCACUCACUUCUAGAUUUGCAAAAUGGCUAAAUAACUUCAGGGAAAAAUUGGUAUUUAUGCCAAAAAAAAAAAAAAAUUCCACCUUACUAUUUGUGAAGCCACCUAACCUUUUAAUUAAUCAUGUGGCUGUGAAAUUCACAGUAAUAUGGUUUCUGCUGAACAAGCCUUUUAUUCCUGCAUGGAUAGAGCUGAUGGUUCAUUUUCUGAAAUGAUAAUUAACAUUUCUGUGGUCACAUAACGUGCAUAGAUAGUUAUAGUGUAAUGAAUACAUUUUGGUUUUUGUGCUCUGCAAAAAGAAAAAAGAAAAAAAAGGACAUCUGUGUAUGUGUAAACCUUGAACAAAAUUAUUUUACCAGAACUAGAUUUUAACUGACAGUAGGUAGGAUUUUUGCUAUGCUGUAACUUGUUGUAUAUUCUGGUAUUUGAGGUAAGAUGGCUGCUCUUUUAUUAAUGAGACAUGGGUGAAGUCUCAGCAAAACUAAAUGACAGAAUAAAUUAUUGCUGUAUGUACAUUUUGUUGUGUGUUACUUUUGCAGUACAUAACAAUGUUUAAUUUUAAUAUGUUUAAGAAAUAUGUUUCAUAUAAUGCAUUUCCUCAAAAGGCAUGUUGGGAACAAUAAUUAUUCUACUGAAGUCAGUGGAAACAUUCUUACAAAUUUGAAUGGAUCUGGGUUGUAUCCACUGCCUAAUACAGUCGCACACUGGUUUUCUUCCAAUUUAUAAUAGCUGUUUAUAUGUAUCAGCUGCAGCAUUAGGAGGUAGCAUUAGUGUUUUCAGCUGAAAUGUUAGUUGGUUCCUCCAAUACAGAAAAGAGGCUAAAAGAAGUACUUCCAUAGAUAUGCCCAAAGGCAUAAAUUUCAUAUUGCACAGCCUAGAGUGCUUUCAAUAUACAAAUGCAUUUUAUUUUGAAAAGGAAAAUAACUUGGAAAGUAUUGAGAAUGAAAGUUGCUUUGAAUAUUUUUUUCAUUUGGCCUUUUUUCAUUUGGUUAAUGCACUAGAGACAAUAUACUAAAUUUUAGUGUCUUAUAGAAAAUAAGAUUUGUAUAUUAAACUGCUCUGGACAAACCAACUUGGUAUUCACAUAUAUUUUUACUUUAGAGACCUUCCGUAGACUGUUUACAGCAGAAGUACUCUACUUAACUUAAGUGCCUCUAUACAGAAAUAGCAACUUGUGUGUGCACGUCGUUAAUUAAAACAGUAGUAAGCAAGUCAAAUGUGUAUCUCAGGCAGGUUUCCAUUAUUACAAUCCAGUUGUGAUUAUUUGACUAUGAAGUUCAAAAAUCUGUUUAGAAAUGUUCUCAGAUAAUCCAGUUUAAUUCAUAAGUCAGAUCAGUGCUUCUUACUGUAUGGGAUGCUACAACAACUGUUAUAGUAUAAAUUUUAGUUUUUCAGACCAGACGAUAGCAUCAAGCUAGUGUGGCAUCAACAGGUAGUAUGCAUUUUCAAUUGAUUGGUGGCCAAAUUCACACAUAUCAGGAGACUCUGGAUAACAUGAGAAAUAGUGUCCCUGCUACUUAUUUCCCUAUCUUUUCUCUUUUUACACUUAAAAUAAAGCAUUUUUAUAUUAACCAUAGUUGAGAUUAAUUGCAAUUUGUCUAGGUCUGGACAUCAUGAUAAACUGCAUUUACUCCAUGAUAGGAAAUCUAGGGACUUUCCUUGGGUGUUUGGGACUGCAGCUCCUGCAAUCAUUUGCCAGUGGCCACAAUGGCCAGAAUUGAUGAUGUCCAAAAUACCUAAAGAGUACCAGGUUUUCUAACUAAGGCUUAGCCUAAAACAGAAAUAAGAGCUUCUAAACUCAUGGCUGUGCUGGAAGAGGAGGCAGUAGACCAUGCCUUGUAACAGUAAAUUUAUUUAGCAUUACAUAAUUGUAUCUUAUGAUGCAGGCUUGAUUCUUAAUUUCCCAGCCUCUAUUCCAUUUGCUAAAAAAAAAACAAAAAACGCACAGACAUAGGUAGGCAAGGUAGUCCAGUAAUACUAACUCUAACAUUACUAAGACCACAAAAAUAAGUUAAUUUAAAUUCAAGGGGUCUCCCGAAAAGUAUUGCAUAAGAAUAUAUGUAAUUCUAUUACUGAUUCUCCAUCAAAAAGAUUACACAUAUUUAUGUACUCUUUGCCUUUUAACUGGGCAUAUUUACUGGCAUACCAUAUUGGUAGAAUAUCUUAUGUGAACACAAGGCCUGCCUAUCAUAUAUAUAAUCUUUGUGAUGCAUUAAUGUAUAUGUUUCAAUGUACAUUUCAAUGUGUGGCAUCUAAUAUGGAUCAGUAAACAGGAUCAGUAUUCAGUACGGUCCAUCUCCAUUUACCUUUCCUCACUUUCUGUAUAAAGAAGAUAGGGAAAUAUAACGGGAAAAGCCCAUCAUGUGCUCCCGUCUUUGCUGACUAUUAAGCUUUAAUGUGGCAUCUCAAGAUCACUAGUAUUGCCGUAUUUGUACUUGCUGAUUACUGCAAUUUUGCUUCUACUGAAUUUAAUCACUAGCUUGUAAAAGUGAUGCACCGUACAGUAUGGAUAGAACCAAGUCAAGAAAUUAAGGCAACAUUUUUUUAAAAAUCAUCAGAUUCUUUUAAAGUUUUUCUGCUUCUUUCCAGAGUUUUGCUAAUGAGAAUUGUACUAAUUUUCUCCACUUCCUUAUUUGUGAGUUGAUGUAUAAGCCAAGAGCUUUUCUUUUGUAAUUUAAUUCUCACUUACACUGAAAUAAACCAAUUAUUUGACAAACCAAAGUGCAUCUUUUUAACAAAAGGACCCAGAAAAUGUGCAUGUAUUAAUGUUUCUGCUUUUUAUUUACAUGAAGCAUUUUUAGUUCCAAUAUAUCAAACAUAUAUAGAUUAUUAUUGCUGCUGUCCAUCAUUUUAAGAUGUUCAUUUAAUUGUGAAUUCCAUUUGCUGUCAGUUUAUUUAUCCAAGUCAUUUAUUGUCUGUAAUAUGCUCACUCCAAACCAUGUAAAGAACUAUUCAUUGCAGUUCACUGUGCAUUAACAAGAUAAAAAAAUCAGUAUUCUAAUAAUUUUUUAUAUCCUGCUUAUCAAGCCAUCCUGAUUUUUACAUAUAAAAAGGAACCAUAUUGUGUAUCAAAUGCCCUGCUGAAAUUGGAAUCUGGCGUAAUCUCUGUUGAGGUUUGCAUGCAGCUUUGCCAUCGGACAUUUUGGCUUAAACUAGUUUUUCACUGACAGCUGAUUUCUAGAUGUUGCAUUAUAAUUAUUUAUAACCCUGGAGCAGGUAUAAAUUUGGACCUAAAAUGUUAUGACAUGUCAGCUCAAUAUUUGAUUCUAGUUGGCCUCAAAAGAGCUCUGAUAGAGAUGAAGACAUCUGGCUCUUGACAAUGACAUUUGGAAAGAUCUAAGUACUUCCCCCUCCUUGUAUUGGGGGAUGGGGGAGGGUCUAUGUGGAAGACCUCUCUCUUGUGCUGGUUAUAUAACCAAUUCAUGCCUUUUGCCUAGUUCAUGGAGAGCCCUCACAUGUGCUAGAUGUAACAAUAUUCCUGUGCAAAAGUGAUUAUGUCAGUUAUAUCUGUGCUUCUAUGUUGCACUUUCUUCUUGGUGAGUGGCCCAAAUAACCUUUCUUAAUUAACAGCUGAUCUUGAGGAUUGCCCAAUUCUGCUUAAUCACCAUAAGUUUGACAGUUAAUGUUGUAGUUACCCUGAUAAAGUUACUGUUUGUAUAUCUUUUAAUGUGUUCUUUUGUCUGUCUUGUUUUUGUUUAAAUUCAUCCAUAGCAUCUUGUUUUUUUAAAUAAAUUAAACUAGCUAGCCGUGACCUCAAUAUCUGGAAUGGGCAUUUUCAAAGCAGAAUCUGAGAACUGUAAAACUGAAAGGGUUGAAUACGUUUUCAACAGUACGGUGUAUAACUGAUAACUGAAUGGUUGCUCAACUUCUCAGAAUUUCCCAUGAGAUUUGUAAAUUAGAAAUGAGCAUACUAUGUUUAAGUUUGUGUGCGUGGGUAUCCAUGUGCAUGGAUGUAUUUAAAUACACACACAGCUAUCCUUGGUUCCAUUCUUUCUUAAACUAGAUUGAAAAAUUACUUUAAGCACAAGAGAGGGUUAAAGUUGGUUUACUCCUAGAUUUAUAUUGAAUAGAUAUUAAAAUAAAUAGAAUGGAAUACAGGAUACUAAUAUAUCAUGCACAGGCUUUGGCUUAAUACAACACUUUUCAGAGCUAGACAAUCUUUCAUACAAUUGUCCAUUAUUGCUGUUGAGCAAAUACUUAAUGUAUGGCCUUUACUGGACACAAUCUUUUGUCUUUUAAUAUAUGUAUUCUGGACAAAAAUGCAGGUAUUUAUUUGAAAAAUUUCACUCAUCAAAAAACAAUCUGGAAACAUAUUGGUUUGAAUCUUGGUUCAAAAUAUAUCUAAAAUAGCUUUUUAUCGUAUUUGAAAAUACGUAUUUUAUACAAUCUUCUCGAGAGCUAAAACUCUACCUGCUAAAAAUGUAUAUAUGGUUUGUUUUCUGCAAACUGCCCUUUUAAUUAUUUAAAAUAAAAUCUCACUUUGCUAAACUAUAAA
Molecule: messenger RNA, 13938 nt
Organism: Python bivittatus (Burmese python)
Lineage: Eukaryota; Metazoa; Chordata; Lepidosauria; Squamata; Pythonidae
Gene: APC
Product: APC regulator of Wnt signaling pathway
Biological process (GO): negative regulation of canonical Wnt signaling pathway; pattern specification process; negative regulation of microtubule depolymerization
Cellular component (GO): catenin complex; beta-catenin destruction complex; cytoplasmic microtubule
Molecular function (GO): gamma-catenin binding; microtubule binding; beta-catenin binding
Source: RefSeq, a predicted model, not a curated record